CACAAGUUCCAAAUCCAAUUUACAGCAAAAUUCUAAUAGAUGCAAGUGGUCAUCGUUGUUGUAUUAGAAAAUUUAAUCCAAAUUUAAAAGGUUAUUUAUUUGAUAAACUAUUGGCAUUUGCAUGUUUAUUUGAAUCAACACCAAAAACUUGUAAAGACAUUCCAACAAAGGACACUGAUAAUCAUACCUUAGUAGAAUCAUGUAGAUUUGGAUGGUGGCAAACAAGUUUACUGCCAAACUCACGCUGUAUUGUAGUUUUUUUCACUGACGAUGAUUUGAUAAAACAAUAUUAUGAGUACCAUCCAAUAGGAAACAGAAUUUGGUGUCUUGCAGCAAAUUCUGAAGCACUUUCUUCAUUUG
Dentiscutata heterogama is the source of this 360-nucleotide messenger RNA. Lineage: Eukaryota; Fungi; Glomeromycota; Glomeromycetes; Diversisporales; Gigasporaceae. The record is from the annotation of a GenBank genome assembly.